This is a messenger RNA of Oreochromis aureus, 2121 nucleotides long. Its product is annotated as deoxynucleoside triphosphate triphosphohydrolase SAMHD1-like. The record is from RefSeq and is a predicted model, not a curated record. Gene Ontology annotation, molecular function: dGTPase activity. NCBI's taxonomy places the organism in Eukaryota, Metazoa, Chordata, Actinopteri, Cichliformes, Cichlidae. Gene Ontology annotation, cellular component: nucleus. Bases 53 to 1528 code for a protein of 491 amino acids. The transcript is spliced from 15 exons. Gene Ontology annotation, biological process: dGTP catabolic process; defense response to virus; regulation of innate immune response.
UUGAUGUUGCUGACAGAGACAUCCUUCUUGUGCAGACUGAAGUUUAAUCGCCAUGGCCAAGGUGUUUAAUGAUCCCAUCCAUGGCCACAUUGAGUUACACCCACUUCUUGUCAAGAUCAUAGACACACCUCAGUUUCAGAGACUACGAAAAAUCAAGCAACUUGGAGGGGGUUAUUAUGUUUUUCCAGGAGCGUCACACAACCGCUUUGAGCACUCAGUUGGAGUCGGGCAUUUGGCAGGAGAGCUUGUAAAAGCUUUGAGGGCAAAACAGUUGGAGGAGUUGGAGCAGGAGCCGUCAAUGGACUCCCUCAUCAAUGACCGAGAUGUCCUUUGUGUGCAGAUUGCAGGCCUUUGCCAUGACCUAGGUCACGGGCCCUUUUCUCAUGUCUUUGAUGGAAUGUUCAACCCUCAAGCAGACCCAAGUGGUGAAAAAUGGGAGCAUGAGGAUGCCUCUAUAUUUAUGUUUGAUCACCUAGUGGAUGACAAUAACCUGAAGCCAGUGAUGAAUAAGUGCGGACUGAUAACAGAAGGUGACAAUGAGAAUGACCUGGUGUUUAUCAAGGAGAUGAUUAAAGGAUCUCUGAAGAACAGUUCACCUCAGAACGAGCAGCUGUAUAGAGGUCGAAACAAUGAAAAAUCCUUUCUCUAUGAAAUUGUGGCAAACAAACAAAAUGGAAUUGAUGUGGACAAGUUUGACUACUUUGCAAGAGAUUGCCACCACCUGGGCAUCCAGAACAACUUUGACCAUCGACGCUUUAUUGUAUUUGCCAGAGUGUGUAAUGUGGACGGGCAGUUGCACAUUUGUUCUAGAGACAAGGAAAUGGCAAAUCUGUAUGACAUGUUCCACACAAGAAACUCUCUCCACAGAAGAGCCUACCAGCACAGGGUAAAAAUGGCAGUAGAGAUUAUGAUUAAAGACGCUCUCUUAAAAGCAGAUCAGGAUCCACACUUCCAAAUUAAAUCCUCAGAAGGGAAGACGUGCUCUCUCUCCGCAGCUAAAAAGCACAAGGAGGCAUACACCAAGCUGACAGAUGAAGUGAUUGAACAAAUACUCCACCAUGAUGCUUGUGCUUGUUCAAAUGAAUCCACCUCUUCCUCUCUGGAGGAGGCAGCACAGAUUAUACAGAGGAUAAUGUGUCGAGAUUUGUACCAGCUUGUGGGUGAAAUAAAGCUCAAGAAAAAAGACCAAGAGAAAGCAGAGGACGUGACUAAACGUUUAAAAACAGAACUGACUAAAGUCAUUCCUAAGGAUGGAAAACAGGAUGAAAACGACAACUUUGAAGUUAAAGUUGCCAAAUUUGACUAUGGAAAGAAAAAUGAAGACCCGAUCAGUAACUAUACAUAUUUCUACAGCAAGUUUAACCCUACCAUUGGAUUCAAGAUCAAGCCAGAAGAGGUAUCCAGUCUUCUCCCAGAAUGCUUUUCUGAGAAGCAUAUUAGAGUUUACUGGAAGAGACGUAAUGAUAAGCAUCUGGAAGAUGCAAAGAAGUGCUUCGAGGCUGUGAAAAAGGAGGUGGAGGAGAAUUAGAGUGACGUCAAAAAAGCAACACCAGGAGAUGCCCAGUGAAUAUGAAGAUGUUAAACAUUCAGACACUAAGUUUUGGCAAUACUGCAGAGAUUCUGAAACAGGAAUUUAAAUCAUAAAACUUAAGUACUUUGUCUAUUUUACAAUAUCUUGUUUUUGCUUUUUGUUUUUUUAUUUUACCUAAGUGGUUUAGUUUGGAAACUAAAUAUAACCAAUAUAUUUACAUACUGAAUGAUUUCUAAAUCUUCCACAUCUCUAGCUGACAUGGUUUUGUGGUUAGCAAGGCUUUUUUCACUUUCUGCAAUAUGUAUCAAUGUGAAGUAAGAACCUAAAAUCUAAAACAAGUCAUGUAUUGAAUAAACUAUAUAUAACGCAAUUUUCACUGUUAUAUUAUACCAUAUAGCUCAGCUCAAUAUAUGGUUAAGACAAGCACUGGGUACUCUUGUGAGUUUUGACUGUGUGAAAAUUUAUUCUUUAUUAUGUAAUGGGUCUCUAAAUGAAAACCUACCAAAAGUUAAUUAAAACUUUUAGCUGUUUUACUGUUUAGAUGUGUUUGUUGAUUUCUGGCCUAUUCAAAAUAAAGCUCCUUUUCUCUU